CGUCCUCCUCCCCCUCCUGCUCCGCCACCGCCUCCUCCUCCUCCUCCACUGUGGUUCCUCCCUCGCGCCCUCCUCCCCGCCCGUCCCUCCUCCCCUCCGGUUGAUUCUCCAUCUGCCACCUCCGCCCCCUCCCCCUGUCCUCGCCACCUCUCGGACCUGGGCCGGUCCCCCUCCCUUUGGCGCCUCCGCCUGGGCAAAGCAUGAACAGCCACAUGGCACUGCCGCCGCCCCCGGGUGCCCCGCUGGGCUUCGGCCCCGGGGCACCGCCCAGUGCCGCAGCCCCGACCGCCGAAGCGGCGCCGGUCGACUUCUCCCACGCGACGCACCUCCCCUCGCUGGGGCUGCUGUCGACCGCGACCGAGGGCCUCGUAGACGUUGUGGCUGCGGUGCUACUGAGCCAGGCGUCCAACGCCGACUACCCGGCCGAGGCGCUGGCCUCCCUGUCGGACUUGCUGCUACUCCAUCGCCCCGACCGCCUGGUCACCUUCGUGGCAUACAACUCGCCGAUUCUCUUCCGGGCGAUUGUCCGCCAUCGGAAUGCCGAGGCGCGCAAGUGGCUUGCCGGCUUCGUGACGUCCGCCUGCCGGAUCAAGCCCGAGCUCCUCCCGAUGUUGGCUCCGCUGGUGCUGCUCGUGUGCCGGCAGCUGCCCGUCUCAAGUGACCCUGAGACCGCGCGCGCCUGGCUCGCGGCCCUUGCCAUCCUGACGCCGCUGACCCUGCGCGAAGUUCUUCGUGAGACGAUUCCCACCCGGCAAGCGGCCGAGCUGGCCUGGCGGUGCAUCUUCCUGGCCGGGCUGCUGGCACUGGACCUGGUGUUUCCGGGCCCGGCGCCUCCCGGGUCCGGGCCCUUUGCCGGGGUGCCCGAGUCGGUCAAGCUGCGCGGCCUCUACCUGUGCCAUCGGCUGGCUCUGUUGUACAUUCCGGCCGAUACCCGGUCGCACAUCCGGAAUCCCCUGCCGGAGGCGCUGCUUCCGGCGCGCGACCAGCCCACCCUGCUGGCCGGCGCCGUGGAGGACCUCGAAACGCGACGCCUCUUCCUGCUGUCCCUGCUGGACGUGGAGAAGGACCAUCCCAUCCUGAUGUACCGACAGCUGGAGCGUGCCGGGUCGGUGGCCCUGCGGCUGAUCGCCGACUCGAUCACCACGCCCUCCUCACCGACCCAGCUUGUUGCAGCCAUGAGUCUCCUGCCGCAGCUCAUUCGACUGCGCGCGCGCAUCGCCCAGCCGGCCCUUGUGCCGCUGGUCCUCCGGCGCACGCCGCGCAUUUGGCGCCCGGAGCCGCAGUUUGUUGCCCAGCGUCCGCCGGGCUUUGUCGAUCUGGACCCGGUGCAGACUGCCUCCUUGCGACAUGUGCACAGCGAGGUGGUCAGCACCAUCAUGCGCAUCCCCGGGUCCAGCGAUCUGGCCAAUGCCAAGCCGCAGGUGGCCCACCUGCUGGCCGGGCCAUUUGCCGCGCCGGGCAGCGUCCCGCCCAUGAAUAGUAUGCUGCCGCCGCCGCCGCGGCCGAUGCCCGUGUUCCUGUCGCGUACCAUCGCCGCUGUCACGGCCAGGCAGACGCAAAUCGGCACAACCAACAAGGGGCUCCUGCUGCCGGGAUCGGCCGACACCGACCGGCAGUUUGGCUUUGCCGCCAUGUCGGGGCCCGGGGCGACCGAGGACCCGGGGCCCGGCGCGCGGGAUGCCCUGGCCCCGGGCAAGCGCCCGAUGCCCCCGGCCGACGGCCCGGCCAGCAAGGCGCCACGCUUGGCCGGGGCCGCUGCCCGGUCGCCGGCCGAAUUGGCCGCCUCGGUGCCGCUGCACGUGGCCGUGGACAUGGUGGUGUGGGGCCUGUCCCAGGUGCAGCCCCGGGCGCCGGUGCCGUCGGCGGCCCCGGGCCCGGGCCCGGGCCCGGGCCACGGGGCCCAUGACCUCGCCAUCAAGGCGGAGUUCCCCCCUGUGGGCAUUCCGCCGGGGCUGGGUUUCCUGGCGCCACCCCCCCCGCCGGCGGGCUUGGGCUUCGGGGCUCCUCCUCCGGCCCCUCCGGCCGGUGUGCCCAUGCACCCAUCGGCCGGGGCGCCGGUGCCGGGACCGGGCCCACGCCCGGGCCCGGCGUCGGCCACGCCCGCUGGCCAGGGCGCCUCGGGUGCCCUGUCGUCGUCGAGUUCGGCCGGCCCGGUGGCUCCGGCGGCCCCGGCUCCCGGGCCCUCCGUGGACUUCGAGGAUUUCCCCUCGGCCGGGGAGUUUGUCCUGUCGGCCCUGGACCGGGCGCUGGGUGUCCUCUCCUCGCUGGGGCCCCCGGCCGGGGGCCCGGAUGAGGCUGACGCCGACGCCGACCGCCAGGCCGUCUGCACGGACCUGAACUCCCUGAUCAUUGGGCUGAUUUCGCGCAACAUGCUGGACGCCCAGUCCACCGGGGCAUGCAGUGCCGAGCUCUUCGCCUUCAGCGACUCGGACCCCGAGGAUGGAGCCGACACGGCGGCCGCCUCGCCGGUGGACUAUGCCCUGCCGCUGGACAUGCCGCUGCGCAUGGCGCUGGCCGAAAAGAUGACGUCCUUCUGCUCCGGCCGCCUGCCGGACACGGUGCAGCUGGCCCUGUCGUGGCUGCACUCGGAAUUCCAAGCGGCCUCGCUCAAGCUGGAGGAUGACAAUGCCUUCGCGCACUAUGACUCCUGCCUGCAUGGGCUCCUGGCCCGGGUGGCGACCAGCCUGCGGCCCGAGUGGCAUGACAUCCGUGUCCUCAGCCAGCCGGCCGCCUGGACUCCGCUGCAGGUCGGCGCGCCGGCCACCCCGUCGGUGGUUCUCCUGCUGGCCGAGGUGCCCCGACUGACUGAGACAUGCUUCGAGUUCAUUGCGGCGCUUUGCGGCUCCGGUGGGGCUGCCGCCCCGGCCGCAUCGGGCAAGCCCUUCAGCUUCCCGCUGCUUGACCGCGAGUCGGCCCUACGACUGGGCCUCGCAUGCGCGGCCUCCCUGGUGGAAAAGCGCCGCCGGUCACUGGACCCCGGGACCACGGACCCAUGGAUUCACCGACUGCUGACGGAGAUCCUGGCCCCGCUGUGCUUCUCGGCCGACAAGGCCAGUCGGUUUGUGGCCAUUCGCUUCGCCAUCCUGUGGCGCUUUGACCCGGGCGCCUCGCCCGCUUUCACCGAUGGCCUGGCUCCCGAGGGGCAUGAGCUGGCCGAGCCGGAUGGCGGCCCGGACAUCGGGCUGACCAUCCUCCGGCUGACAUGCCGGCACUUCCUGACCCUGGCCCAGGUGUCGCAAGCGGACAUUGACCAGCACCAUGAGCAGCAGCCGGAGGCGGACCAGCGUCCGGCGGGGGCGGCGGCGGCGGCGGCGACAACGACCGACGCGCCGGACGCCGCCGACCACGCCGACGCGGCCGACCCCUCGGACAAUGAGUACCUCCUGUCUUUCAUGGUGCUGUUUGUGGUUUUGUCCAUUCGCCAGCCGGCCCUGCUGAAUCACCUGGUGGAGGUUUUCGCCCGGCAGACCAUCCCGGAAGUUCGGCGGCUGCUGAUUUCCCAGCUCGAGCGGACUUUCAACGUGUGGUCCGCCCAGUCGGCCGGGUUUUUGUCGGCCGUUCGGCGGGCCGCCUGCCUGGAGGGGCUGGAUGAGCAGCUGGCCGCAGCCGGGCCGGAAGGCGAUCUAGCGACCAUCCGGGCCACCAAGUUCGCCAGCACGGUGGAGCUCUUCGUGGCGUUGGUCCGGUUGGCGUGCACGGCCAAGCCUCCGACCCCGGCCAUGCUGGGCCUCCUGCAGGAGGCCCUGUGCCCGGUGGUCGACAUGGUGGACGUGUUGGAGAUCCAGCCGGCCGAUGGGCCUGGCGACAUUGUCCCCCCGCGCGAGUGCGCCCCCUGGCAGAGUGACUGGGCGGAUCUCUUUGUUCAGCUGCUUUCCUACUCUCUCGGGGCCAUGAGCGCCCAUCAGGCUCUGGCCGUGCUGCCGACGGUGCUGAUGCUGCCGAUCCCGGCAGCCAGCAAGAGCGAGGUCCUGCGGUGCUUCUUUGACGGGGCCGGCUUCCCGACGGCCGACCAGGCCGAGGCGUAUCUUGGACAGACGCUCACGGCGCCGGGGUCCGUGCUGGCGCCGGUUCUCUGGCCCUGCACGGCCCCGCUGACCCCGGAGGUGGUGCUGAUGGCCCUGCACCAGCUUCGAGUGCAGCAGCCGGUGCUGGUCCCCCCGGCGGCCGACCAGGCCGAUGGCUCGUCCACCGGCGGCGACCAGUCUCCUCGGCUGACGUUGCGCGGGCUGCUUCUGGGCAAUGAAAUAUGCACGACGCAGCACGCGGCCGCCUUCGGGCCGGCCGUGGCCGCCACCGUGCUGCCAUUGCUGGCGGCCGGCGUCCCGGCGCAUGUCCUUGUCGGCAUGGCCCCGGGCCAGCUGCCCCCGCGGCUGGACUUCGCCAACCCCAUCCCGCUCCUGAUCUUCCGGACCGCCCUGCAUGUGCAUAAGCACUUCGGGGAGAUGGCCGACGUCCGGAGCGCCUGCCUGGCAACACUGGUGGUGCUGGUCAGCCGCCGGGCCAGGCAUACAACCGACACCACCGGCGAGCCCUGGUGGGCGGCCUCGGUCAUGCUGAGCGGCUUCCUGCGCUUCUGUGAGCUCCUGCUGCCGGAGGCGGCGGCGAUCAUUGCCCUGGCCCCGGCGCUGCCACAUGCGACCGUGCGGGCGGAGCUUCGCCCCGGCUCACGGUUGCUGGCGGCCCUCGGCCAUGCGGCCGAUGCGGCGGUGGCCUUCACCGGCGGCAAUGCCGGGGCAUGGCCGUUGCCUGCGUCGCUCGAGGAAUUCGCCGCCUCCUCGCUCCGGCCCCAGUGCCGGCGCUUGGUGGGGCAUUUCCUCGCCCACGGCGAUCCGCUGGGCUCCUGGACCCUGGCCACGGCGGCGAGCUCCUUUGUCGCGACCUUUGCCGGGGCGGCGACGGGCCCCGCCGCGCCUCCCCCGGCUGCCGAUGUGGACAUGGCCCACGAGUGAGCCCCUUCCCUGGCCGGGGGAGGGGGCCGUGGCGGCUCGCCCCCAUGCAUGCAAAUGUCCCCCUCCCCUGCCCUGUUGCAGCCACCAUCAUAGAGACUGCCAGCCGGGGGAGCAACAGCCAGGAGGCGGGGGCGGUCUUUUUCCCUUUGUCCCUCCCCCUGGGAGAAUGCAUGCCCCGCGUAUGGA
Fonticula alba is the source of this 5135-nucleotide messenger RNA. RefSeq lists its product as hypothetical. Bases 201 to 4949 code for a protein of 1582 amino acids. The record is from RefSeq and is a predicted model, not a curated record. The transcript has 11 exons. NCBI's taxonomy places the organism in Eukaryota, Rotosphaerida, Fonticulaceae.